Messenger RNA from Taeniopygia guttata (zebra finch), 1132 nucleotides. The record is from RefSeq and is a predicted model, not a curated record. NCBI's taxonomy places the organism in Eukaryota, Metazoa, Chordata, Aves, Passeriformes, Estrildidae.
CCAUGGUUGCUGGGGGUGCUUUGUGACAGUGUCCUCUGUGUCCCUUUGUGGGCAUGUCCCUUCGAGGCGUGUUCGGGGGCUCUUUGUGACACAGAGGCCAUGCCCAGAGGCCACUGUGACCUCUGGGGGGUUUUGGGGCACAGAGGGCCAGGGUGCCACUGCCCCGAGCGCCUUUCUCAGGAGGCAGCAGCAGCCUGAGAACCUCUGCAGGAAAGUAUGACAGAGACACCCAACAGGGAGAAGGUGGAGCACAGGCAGCCACAGCAGGAGAGCUGCUGCCCAAAUGCUCCUCCUGAGGCACAAGAAGCAGCACCGGCAGCAGCCCUGGGCGAGGAGGCAUCCUCAGCAGGGACACAGAGCCAUGUCCCAUCCCUGCAGAGCUCCUGCUCUCCCCCAGGCCCCUCAUCUGCCCAGGGGGCAGCCCAGACCCUCAGCGGGCAUGGGUCAGUGCUGGAAGCACCAGAGCCCGGGGAGGGGGCCUGGGCCAGCGAGGAGGAAAAGGGAGAUGUCUGCCAUCCCCUUGAGCCGUGCCGAGGGGAAAGCCACAUGGAACGAGAGCUUUCCCAAGGGGAAACCAACAGAAUCCCAGAGCCAUCCCACGGGGAAAACAGCGGGGACAAAACACCGCCGCGUGAAAACUUGCGACGCAUCAUAAUCCGCACGGUCUGGAUCAACCCCAGCUACCCGGAGCUCUUGCAGGAACCCCUCCAGGAGGAGGCAAAGGCAGCAGCUCCUUCUGCCUCAGCAGGGACACAGAGCCCUGCCCUGGGCAGCCCCCGCUGCUCCCCUUGCUCCUCACGGACCCUCGGUGACCUGCAGCGUGCCCACCGGCGGCCCUCCAGCUCCAGGCGGGCUCUGCAGGCACUGUGCACCCUGCUCUGGUGCUCCUGAUGGAGCUGAGCUGGGUGAUUAGUGCAUGCUGCCAGACCAAUUCAAAUCCGUUCACUUGGAGUAGUUCAGUUGUCAAGAAUUGUUUUUAUAUUUGCAAAUCGUCAUUGUCCCUCGUUACUGCACAGAGACUCAAAGCAACAAACACCUUUCCUGCAGGAGGACACGCCAAUAAAAGAUGCUGAUUUGCCAGCAGUGCUCAGUGAGCCACCUCGGGACCCAGGUGGGUUCCAGCAGCACCAGA